This is a messenger RNA of Hibiscus syriacus, 1185 nucleotides long. RefSeq names its product probable protein phosphatase 2C 9. The record is from RefSeq and is a predicted model, not a curated record. Gene Ontology annotation, molecular function: protein serine/threonine phosphatase activity. Gene Ontology annotation, biological process: protein dephosphorylation. NCBI's taxonomy places the organism in Eukaryota, Viridiplantae, Streptophyta, Magnoliopsida, Malvales, Malvaceae. The transcript has 6 exons. The coding region runs from base 196 to 1047 and encodes 283 amino acids. Gene Ontology annotation, cellular component: cytosol; nucleus.
AAGUCAAUAAGGGCAAGCUCUUGCCUUUUCCUCAUACACUUUGUUUACUUUCUUUCUCCCCUUGCCCCUCCAAAGACUUUCAUUUCAUUCUUGCUUCCUUUUCAAGGUUGAGGAAUUCUGGGGAAAAUUUUGAUUUCUUUUGGAUGUUGAGUGAUAGCUGAAGAAGGUGAGAAAUCUGGAGAGGGGUUGAAUUUUAUGGAUAAUCUGUGUUGCUUCAACUCUGUAUAUUCCCAGGUUGUUGGAGGACGUUCUUCAUGUAGCUCUGGAAAGGGUAGAAGCCAUCAGAGCCCUGUCAAGUAUGGCUUCGCCCUAGCGAAAGGCAAAGCCAAUCAUCCCAUGGAGGAUUAUCAUGUUGCAAAGUUUGCUCAGCUUCGGGGACAUGAACUCGGACUUUUUGCUAUAUAUGAUGGCCAUUUGGGAGAUAGUGUACCAUCUUAUCUGCAAAAGCAUUUGUUUUCCAAUAUCUUGAACGAUGAAGAAUUUUGGACCGAUCCUGGCAGGUCCAUCUCUAAAGCUUACGAGAAGACGGACCAAGCGAUUCUCUCACACAAUCCCGACUUGGGUCGAGGGGGAUCCACGGCAGUCACUGCAAUUUUGAUAGAUGGGCAGAAAUUAUGGGUUGCCAAUAUUGGAGAUUCGCGUGCUGUUCUCUCCAAGAAAGGGCAGGCGAUACAGAUGAGUAUUGAUCAUGAGCCGAACACAGAGCGUGGAAGCAUCGAGAACAGAGGUGGCUUUGUCUCAAACAUGCCAGGGGAUGUUGCAAGAGUGAACGGACAACUUGCUGUUUCUCGAGCUUUUGGAGACAAGAAUCUUAAAUCACACCUCCGAUCCGAUCCGGACAUGAAAACUGCUGAUGUUGACUCGGAUACCGAACUUCUCAUCCUUGCAAGUGAUGGACUAUGGAUGGCCAUGUCCAACCAAGAAGCCGUCGAUAUUGCGAAAAAGACCAAGGAUCCGCUGCGAGCAGCCAAACAGCUAAUGGCCGAGGCAUUGAACCGAGACAGUAAAGAUGAUAUCUCAUGUAUCGUAGUUCGUUUCAAGGGUUAAACGCGAAACCGGAAACGCAACGGAAGAACAGUUCCUCGAUUGCUAAAACACGAAUCAAUGGGUAAACACCAACUAGCAGUCUCAUUAGAAAAUGCAUAUUGCUGAAAGUUGUAGAUUUACAUAUCAUCUCCAUUUGGU